CCCUACUCUCUUCUGGUUCUCGCAGUUAUGUCACUCACCAGACCUUAACCUUUUGUUGUAAAAGUUGUCAACGGUAGCCUCGGCAGUUAGACGUCCAUUGCAAUGGAGUUAUUUGAAACGUUGACGCUGGAUUCCUAUCGCAUUCAUCACUUGGUUGCAAUAUUUAGCUUGGUCUAUGUUAUUCUUAAAAUCGCAAAACUUAUUGUCAAAAGGAAUGAAUGGAUUCGGGCGCUCGAGAAAUUCCCAGGACCACCAAAACACUGGCUUUUCGGGCAUGUCCAAGAGUUUAAACAAGAUGGGACCGAUAUGGAUAAGGUUGUCCAAUGGGGAGAAUCGUACCCCCUUGCAUUUCCAAUGUGGUUUGGUCCAUUUGUUUCCUUCCUCAAUAUUCACCACCCAGAUUAUGUCAAAACCAUCCUGGCAUCAACAGAGCCCAAAGAUGACCUUUCAUAUAGAUUUCUUAUUCCAUGGAUAGGGGAUGGUUUACUGGUGUCUAAAGGUCAGAAAUGGUUCCGCCACAGAAGACUCCUGACACCUGGCUUCCAUUACGAUGUUUUAAAGCCCUAUGUCAAACUGAUGGCUGAUUCUGCCAAAACUAUGCUGGACAAAUGGGAGACUCACUCAAAAUCCGACGAGUCAUUUGAGUUAUUUGAGCAUGUGAGCCUCAUGACACUGGACAGCAUUAUGAAGUGUGCCUUCAGCUCCAACACUAACUGCCAGACAGUGCGAGGGGGAGAGAGUGGAACCAACUCGUACAUCAAGGCUGUGUACGAGCUCAGUGAUCUGGUGAAUGUCCGCUUCCGGACCUUUCCCUACCACAGCGAGUGGAUUUUCCAACUUAGCCCACAUGGGUACAAAUACAGGAAAGCAUGCAAUGUUGCACACAGUCAUACAGAGGAAAUCAUACGAAAGCGAAAAGAAGCCUUGAAGGACGAAAAGGAACUGGGCAGGAUACAGGCUAAGAGAAACCUGGACUUUCUGGAUAUACUGCUCUGCGCGCGAGACGAGGACCAGCAGGGGCUGUCGGAUGAGGCUAUCCGAGCGGAGGUGGACACCUUCAUGUUCGAGGGCCACGACACUACUGCCAGUGGGAUCUCCUGGACCCUGUACAGCCUGGCCUGCAACCCGGAGCACCAGCAGAUCUGCAGGGACGAGGUCAUCAGCGCCCUGGAGGGGAGGAACACCAUGGAAUGGGAAGAUCUCAGUCAAAUACCGUACACAACCAUGUGUAUAAAGGAAUCCCUCCGCCUCUACCCUCCCGUACCCGGGAUGUCCAGGAAGAUAACCAAACCCAUGACGUUCUUCGAUGGGAGGACUGUGCCUGAAGGUAAAGGUUGUCUUGUUGGAACCAGCAUUUUUGGCAUUCAUAGGAACGCAACCGUUUGGGAGAACCCUAACGCAUUCGACCCACUCCGAUUUCUGCCUGAGAACUCUGCAAAAAGAUCACCCCAUGCCUUUGUCCCCUUCUCUGCUGGCCCGAGAAACUGCAUUGGGCAGAACUUUGCCAUGAAUGAGAUGAAGGUGGUGGUGGCACAGACACUGAGGCGAUAUCAGCUGACCGAGGACCCAAUGAAGAAACCAAAAAUGAUUCCAAGACUGGUGCUCCGCUCACUCAAUGGGAUCCAUCUGAAAAUCAAACCUGUCGAUCUUGAACCAUAAGGAAUGUUAUAGUUGCAAUUUUAUUAUCAGACAUAGGCUACUGUUUACGGAUUGUUCAUAUAAAUGUGUUUUUAACAUGCUAAUACGCCAGGAAAUGGGAAAUUUACAUUUUACAUUUUAGCAGACGCUCUUAUCCAGAGCGACUUACAGUUAGUGAGUGCAUACAUUUUCAUACUGGCCCCCCGUGGGAAAUGAACCCACAACCCUGGCGUUGCAAGCGCCAUGCUCUACCAACUGAGCUACAGGGGACUAAUGUUAGAUUUAAGGAAUAUUUUUCAAAUAUUAACUUAUCUCAAAGCUGUAUUCAGAAUUUUAAUUUAAAUAUCCAUGUAAAGGGAAUUUUAUAGAAUGUCGUAUACAAAGAUGAAUUUAACACUAAUUUGUAAAAUACACUAUGUUACUAAUAUUUUGCCAGUAACUAACUUCCUAAAUGUUGUUAGUUUGUCCUUUUGACAUAUAGCCUAUGGUAAGUCAAUGUCCCUUGUCAGUGAUGUGACAUUUUGAAAAGGAAUAGACAUAGGAUUGAAUUUUUAAUGUUAUUCUCAGUAUUUCAAAUAAACGUGGCUUGCAAAUCA
Messenger RNA from Coregonus clupeaformis (lake whitefish), 2234 nucleotides. Its product is annotated as cytochrome P450 4B1-like. Gene Ontology annotation, molecular function: heme binding; oxidoreductase activity, acting on paired donors, with incorporation or reduction of molecular oxygen; monooxygenase activity. The record is from RefSeq and is a predicted model, not a curated record. NCBI's taxonomy places the organism in Eukaryota, Metazoa, Chordata, Actinopteri, Salmoniformes, Salmonidae. The transcript has 12 exons. The coding region runs from base 103 to 1659 and encodes 518 amino acids.